UUUUACCGAUGGUUAUAAAUAUUGGUGAUUUCGUAUUACCUGGGGACAAAAUUGAUAUUCAUAAGUUAUUUUUCAAAACUGAUAAUAAAGAUAACCAUUCUAAUGAUAAUACAAUUAAUCUAUCAAAAUUUAAACAUGUAAUUGGGCCAGGAAUUCGGUAUGAUGAACAUAAAGGCAUAAUUAUUACCAGAUUUGGGAAAUUAAGAUGUAGAUACACUGGUUCAAUCAAAACAUCUCAACCUAUCUCAAAAGAUAAAUCUUCAUCUGAUUCAGAUGAUGGAAAUAACCAUAAUAAUAUUGAUGGACAUACAAACUCUAAAUUAGAAAACAAAAUAGGUGCCCCCAGUGAGAAUAAUAUUAUUAAAUCUCCAUCUUCCCUAUAUUUAUGGGUAGAAUCAUGUGUCAAAUCAUAUCUUAACCCAAGUCAAGGGGAUAGGGUAAUAGGAGUUGUCCUGAAAACCCAAGAUUGCAACAUUUUAAUGGACGUUGAUCAUUCAAAGCGUGCUAUUGGUGCAGCCAUUUUACCUGAUCAAGCUUUUCAAGGGGCAACCAAACGCAAUAAACCGGACGUCAAAUCAGGCGAUUUAAUUUACGCGCGGGUAGCGGAGGCGCCUGGCUCUGGUAUAGAUCCCUUGCUUACUUGUCGACCACUUUUCGUUGGAGACCCCCAUUCUCCUGCUCUAGGUGUUCUGACUUCGGCUUGCCAUCUCAUGAGAAGUUCUAGCAAUAAAAAUAGUCUGACCGAUGAUGCCACCACCGAAGUCGCAUUGAGCGAUCUAAAUAAUGGCGGAGGAAUUUCUUUGAGUCACGUGACCGGAUUUUAUUGGGACACUUCCAUCGAUCACGUGAUCAAGUUGUUGACUACCGCAUCGCGACACGAUAAAAAUUCCGCGACAGAAGAAGAUAAUGUAGUCCCAAGACAAAAAUCAACGGGUAAUUUAUUAAAAAUGUUGGGCCAGAAUGUGCCUUUCGAGAUCGUUGUUGGUAUGAAUGGUAGAAUUUGGAUACGAUCCAAGAAUGUCGAACAAACCCUCAAAGUUUACAAUGUCAUGGAAUCGCUCAAAUAUUUGAAUCUGUCGAAAUGCUUGGAGUUUUGGCAAAAUAUUUUAGGAGAACCGUGGACAGGUGUCGGUAAGAAAGGAUCAAAUAAAAAUAGUUCUUCAAAGAAGAAGAAAAAGAAAGAGGGCUCUUUGGCUGCUACCGUUGGAAUGGAUAAUCAUAUUGAAACUAUAAUGGAUUGUUGACACAUUUUUUUCCCCACGAAUUGUUUAUAUAAUAACAUAAAUAGAAUGAUUGUGUAUAUAUAUAUAUAUAAAGAUAAAUUAUGCAAUAAAA
Gordionus sp. m RMFG-2023 is the source of this 1335-nucleotide messenger RNA. RefSeq lists its product as uncharacterized. The transcript is spliced from 5 exons. Bases 9 to 1244 code for a protein of 411 amino acids. NCBI's taxonomy places the organism in Eukaryota, Metazoa, Nematomorpha, Gordioida, Chordodea, Parachordodidae. Gene Ontology annotation, molecular function: RNA binding. Gene Ontology annotation, cellular component: cytoplasmic exosome (RNase complex); nuclear exosome (RNase complex). Gene Ontology annotation, biological process: nuclear polyadenylation-dependent rRNA catabolic process; U4 snRNA 3'-end processing; exonucleolytic trimming to generate mature 3'-end of 5.8S rRNA from tricistronic rRNA transcript (SSU-rRNA, 5.8S rRNA, LSU-rRNA). The record is from RefSeq and is a predicted model, not a curated record.